Molecule: messenger RNA, 5086 nt
Organism: Gymnodraco acuticeps
Lineage: Eukaryota; Metazoa; Chordata; Actinopteri; Perciformes; Bathydraconidae
Product: stereocilin
Exons: 28
Coding region: 89-5044 (1651 amino acids)
Biological process (GO): cell-matrix adhesion
Cellular component (GO): stereocilium tip; kinocilium; cell surface
Source: RefSeq, a predicted model, not a curated record
UCUACACCCAGCAGGGGAAGGUGCUGAACACAGUAGGAGCUCAAGUGCAUUUGGACGAUUUAAGCCCUUCAGCCUGCCCCCUGAGGCCAUGAGGCAGGACGGGUUGUCUGGUAACGCAUCUGUGGAAGACGCAGAGGAGGAAGAUCCAGACUUCAUCCAAAGUUUCCUGCUUCAGGCGUUAUCACGUUCAGGUGGAGGAGAGAGAGGGGGCCCAAUGGCACAGAAUAAUCUGGCUCUGGUUCAGACUUUGGAUGGGCUGCGGAGCGGCCUCCUACACAGGGUGGGUAGUUCUGUCUACAGUAACCUGAGGAAGAAAGUGUUACAAGUUACCAUGGCACUGCUUGAUGAUGUCAGCAGCCUGGUGGACGUGCCGCAGCCCAACAUUCGGGGCCGGUGUUCAGUCGGUGACCUGAGACAACUGAUCUUAUGGGGGAUAAAGCAUAAUGUGACGUGGAACACUCAGGCUUUGGGCGUUAGCUCCCAGGGUCUUCCAAGCUCACUGCCUUUCCUGUCCUGUCCCUCCACGGAAGGAUAUGAACAAAGAUCACGACUAACACCGGCACACUCAUCUCCAAAAACAGGCCCAUCCUCACGAAAAAUCCCAGAUCAAAAACACCUUCACGACCUCCCUACCACACCUGAGCGCUCCCAGCCACAACAAGGCAGAAGAAGAGAAAGCAGCAUCCAGCAGAGAGAAAUGGAGUACUUCACCUCUAUAGAAAUCCUGGAGGCAGCGUGUAAUGAAUCCAUCCCGGGGUUAACAGGCGUGUCCAACUUCACUGUGUUCCUCUACUGUAAACUGUUUGAAGGGGAAAACGGGUCAGUUGAUCCUGCUGAGGCCCACAUGGGUCUCGACCUACAUGCUACGUGCUCUGAUGCAGCUUGGUACCUGUCUGCUGCUGAGGAGGACUUCCUCUGGGUUCAUGUGUGCAGCGAGUACUUUGCCCAUGAAUUUAACAACACAGUCUGUGCCAACUCGUCUUUCUGGCUGCAGAGAGCACAUCAGGCUGCUUCUACAAAGGACUACCAUUUUUUUAACCUGAGUAUAGAUGAACUGUGUGUGCAGCUGCCGAGUGAGGCAAUAGAAAGCCCGGUCCUGGAUGAUGACUGUCUGGCUCAGCUGGGCAGCGGGUCGCUCAGUGCGCAGGCCUUCAGACACUGUUUCCUGCCCAACAACUCUGUCCUUAUCUCAGCUCUGUGCGGGAGAGAGUCCCCGGACUCACAACAAUCCCUGCCAGAAGAAAGCUGGGCCGCAACGUACUGCUGGAAGAUACUCAACAUCUCCCAUGAGGACAACUUUGAGGAGACUUGUCAGUACAGCGCGUGGGCUGUGCAUCAUUUCACCAACUCUACACUCCUGGAGCUCUGUGGGCAGACACAUGGAUUGAGAGAGUACAUUUGUCUUAAUGUCACACUCUACAAUACACUGUCAACAUUAAUCCCUCAGUUUGCUGAUUUCUGUGCAGAUCUGCAGGCGGAAUUGGAGGGCAGGAAGUGCCUCCUGCAGAGGUUUUUUGAAAUGCUCCCGGCGCCCUAUGAGUUUGACACAUCGCAGCUGUGUGUGGACCCGGCUCCUCUGCUGGUGGAAGCUCUGCACAAGCUCAGUGUGUGUGAGGUCGAGGGGGGGGAGCAGGAAGGGUUUUUAGUGGCGCUGGGAUAUGUGUUGAGGGUCCUAGACUUCAUGGUAGGCCUCUCUUCGGGCCUGGAUGAGGGGGAGAGAGAGGCGAGACAAGGUUUGGGUCAGGCCAUCCUCCUCUCCAGUCUCCUUGACAACACACCCUGGGCCGCACUGCAGCCAGAAGCACAAAGGAGCAUCCUUCACACCGUGGGAGUCUUCCUCCGCAUGGAGCAGAACGCCACUCUCAAAGAGGACCUACUGAGCUGCUUCAGUCCCGUCCUAUGGGACCUCAUCCAGCGGGACGACAACUCGUCUGCCCUGAGGUUCCUGCUGCAGGAGUACCUCCAAAUGCCCAGAGACAGCAUCCGCACUCUUGUGAUGUCUGCAGAAAAAGAUGCUGUAAAGAGAUUCAUCUCCCACAUGCAUCAGAGCUGGGACCAGCUGCAAGUUGAGACCGACCAGGCGUCUCAAAAAGAGUUGCAGGCCAUGGAAACAAUGACCGCUGCUUUCAUCCAUAAAUUCCCCCGAGUGACCCCUGAAUUGUUCGUGGACAUGUCUCAGUUCAUCCCCUUCAUGUCUGUUUCUGAUAUCAUGAGCUUCCCAGCAUCCCUGAUAGUCAACGACAGCGUGUUGACAGCCAUUCGUGACCACAGCUCCGGGAUGAAGUCGCUGCAGAAAAAAGCCUUUGUGAAGAGACUCCUGCAGUCCAGUGUGGUUGGGGAUGUCCCAACAUGGCCACCAUACUUUCUCAGUUCAAUCCUCCCACUUUUGCCUUACCUCCCAGUCAGUCAUUUUCAGCAGCUGACAACCAAACAGCUUACUCCUCUGCUAGAGUUGCUAGGCAACAGCAGUCUGGAUGGUGUAAGGGGGCGCCAUGUGCUGCGGACGCUCUUCAGCAAGAGGAAUAAUUUUACACGUGAUGACAUACCGAGGUUAGGAGUGCUUGCCUGUUACCUGGAUCCAGGGGAGCUGGGAUCAUUUCUCCAGGACUCGGCUGUGUCCUCGGCUCUCUGGCAGCAGCUGGCUCAGUGCAUGUCCAAAGGGUUGGUCAGCACCAGCGGCAGGCUGUCCUCUUGGUUGAUACCCGCUGCUGAAGCCCUGAACGUCAGCAGCAUGGCCCCUCGGGAGCUCUCGGCCCUCAGCGGUCUGUUUCCUCAGUUAGGAACUUCCUUCCUGCUGUCGCUCCCCUCACAGCAACUUCUGGAAAUCCUCUCACAACCAGGAUCACACAGUUACUCCCCAGCACAGGCUUUUCAAAUAUUAUACAAAAUAUCACAGAACACCACUCUCACUGUAGACCAACUGUGCAGACUAAGGCCGUUAUUCUCGGGUCUCUCCCCCGCUGUGCUCAGAGACCUCCAGUGGCCUGAGAUCAGUGAAGCUGCCCACUGUCAGUGCUGGAGCACCAUGCUAAUUGAGUUUAAACCCGGACAUAGAGCCAUGCUAUACAAUGCAAUGCAGGAGGCUCUUCACAGAGACUCGCAGAACAUCAUUCAGCAGGUGAACUGCCUUCUACCAUGGCUCCCUCUGAGGAAGCUGACAGAAACUUUAAAUGGGGAAACAGUUCUGAGAGAUGUUGGCCUGUACAGAGACGUGCGCUGGUCGCCACAGCAGGCUCAGCUUCUGUUCAAAAAGAUCCAUACAUUUAAAAACAUUACCCACAAGAUGGUGAGGAAUCUGGGUAAUAUUGCCAGUGGCAUGAGUUGUGACUUUUUGAGGCUUUGGAUCAACGAUACAGAUUUUGCAGAGCUGCUUCAGUUUGUGAGUGAGCUCCCUGGAGGCGUGAGACCGGCUCUGAGAAAAUGUAUUGUAGAAGAACUGAGGAAACAACCUGAGCUCGACCUCAGUGCUUUGAGCUCUGAGUUUGCUGUAACUUUACCCGUGACAAUGAUAGAGGAUCUCUCUAAUGUGUCCUUCAGAGCCAUUCUGGACCACAUUCAGGCACACUUUGAGGAUUUCCUCAGACUGCCAUAUUACAAGCAGACAAAUUUGGCAGAGAAGGCCGUAACUGAGCUGGGCUCUUUUCAGGCUCAGGGGGAGAUUGAUGGCUCCACUCUGGACGUCCUCGGGCCUUUACUGCCUUUCCUGGACCGGGACAGUUUGGCUCUGGUGGACAGAGCAGCUGUGGCUCUGCGGCUCGAGGAGAUGAGAAGUUUCUGCCUUCCUAAAGACACUCUGAGAGAAAUGAGUGCCCUGCUCACAAAGAAAGACCUGCUCGGGGAGCCGUCUAAAUGGCAGGUUGGGGAUGUGGAACAUUUGGGCCGGCUGGUGUUUUCUCUCUCCACAAAGCAGCUUAACUCCAUCCCUCUGACAGUGUUGAAUACAGACACAGUGGAGCAGGUGCUGGAGGGCCAAAGUCUCUGGGAGGACAGUGUGGUGGGCGGAGUCUGUGUUGCUCAGUGUGUGGACCAGCAGCGGCAGAAACUGAAGACUCAGAGUCUCAUUCGAGGGAUUGUCAAAGCUCGGAGCAGGAGGGCCAAAGUGCCAGUCCCAAGCUGUGCAGACAUCAGAGGGACGUUUCCUUCAGCUUGGACCUCCACUCAGCUCAGCCGUAUGUCACAGCAGGAUCUGAAUCAGUGCGUAGAAGUUUUUGCUCAGGAUGCUUCUCUCAGCUCUGAGCAACGCCGAGCACUCUGGGUGAAACUCAGACAGUCCUUCGGUCCGGUGAGAGAGCUGGGGGGGGAUCAGGUGCUAGCUCUGGGCCCGCUGGUGACUGAGAUGGGAGACAGAGAGCUGCACGACGCCAACCUCACAGACCAGGGAGUGUUGGCACAUCUGGGGACACUGACACACUGGAGCCCAAAGAAGAUGAGAGCGUUGAUUUUAGGUGUGAUGCGGAAACGAAAACUGAAAGUGGAGCAGUUAACAGCUCUUGAUCUGGCAACGUUUGGCCAUCUGAUGUGUGGCCUGUAUCCCUCAGAGAUCAGAAGACUGAGCGCCUAUAACCUCAGUCUGGCUGCCCUGUUCCUGCGGGAGACGUCCCUGCCGUGCACGGAGCAGCAGAUGGAGGCGUUGACAAGCCGCUUGUCCAGACCUGAGGCCUUUGGUCCACUCAGUGCUUGGGGACCAGAAGUUUUCACGGAAAUUGGGACAAUAGCAGUGGGCCUGGAGGACAUGGUGCUGUCAGCUCUGGUACAAGAACAGGUGGAGGGAAUCUCACCUGGAGCCAUCGCCCUGAUGUCCCCGAGAAAAAUGGCAGUGGUGUUCAGUGCUGUUCAGAUGUCGUGGCUGAGUGCGGAGCAGGCGUGGGCCGUCUCCGAGGAGCAGUGGGCAGAGCUGGACACCGAGCAGAGGCACGCUGUCGGCCUCGCAAGAUAUGAAGGAGACGUACUGCUGGAGCUGAGAGGGAGAAACUCGGCUCCAGCAGCAGACAGCUUCUCUAUCCGCUCACUGGCUCUGUGCCUCUUGUUAUGGCAACUCAUUUAACAAGUUGGAAUGAGAGUAAUUGUCCCUUGACCUCCCUUGGUA